Bubalus bubalis (water buffalo) is the source of this 1772-nucleotide messenger RNA. RefSeq names its product secreted and transmembrane protein 1A-like. Lineage: Eukaryota; Metazoa; Chordata; Mammalia; Artiodactyla; Bovidae. The transcript is spliced from 6 exons. Bases 252 to 815 code for a protein of 187 amino acids. The record is from RefSeq and is a predicted model, not a curated record. Gene Ontology annotation, molecular function: cytokine activity. Gene Ontology annotation, biological process: immune response.
UGAGGUUUCCUUCCUGAAUACAGGACCUGGGUAUCAGACCUGAGGUGCAUGGAUUCUGAAUCCUUCCCGCUUCCUCCUUUCCUGGCUCCGCCCUGGAAUCAUCAUUCGGGUUGAAUGCAGCCGCUCAGACCUGCACACAGACAGGCUACAGCUGCAGGCGUGGAGGAGCCGGUUACCCGGUCGCAGGAGUGUCCCCAAAACCAGUAAGGAGGACGAGCGACGCCUUAAAACUCAUCCACGUCCUGCUGGCCAUGCUGACCUUGGCAUCCACUCUCCUCGCUCCCAGGAUGUUCUGGGUCCUCUUGUUCUUGGCUACCUUCAGGAGUGCUCAGAGUGGAACCUGGGACAACCCCAACUGCACCAAGGGUGUGGUUUCUGUGUUAAGGGGCAAGCCAGCCACGAUGAGCUGCAGCAUCUCCAAUGCCUUCUCCCACAUCAACAUCUCCCUGAAAGUGAACCCCACGGCACCCUGGAAGCUUAUCUGCAGUGUAAAGCCCCCAGGAGACUUCUGCCACGAUGGAUGGGAGCUCUGGAUUUGGAAGGGCCAGGCGUACCUAGUAACUGAUAAAGCCCAGGACACCCAGGCAGGGCUGUACAAGUGGAGUCUGAAGGGACGCCAGAUAAAUACCGAAAUCACCACACUGACCGUCGUAGACCCGCAUUACCUGCCUGUCAUACCUCCCACAGGUCGGCAGAUGAGCACACACCAGUCUGAUCAUAAUUCUAAACACGCUGAGCGAGAUGCUGGUAAUCUUCCCCAUCCUUGCCUCGUCAUCCUCCUCAGCCUGCUGAUCUGCACACUGGCGUGGUGCUGAAGGAGUGGCUCCCUGAACUUCAAGCUCCAGAAGAACAUGAAUAAGAACCAGUUUGAGGGACCUUCCAAGAAGCACCUGUGGAACCAAAAUGAGGAUAUCAGUGGCCUGAGAUGAUGCACCCCCAAAGGGUAGAGCAGCCCCUCUGGAUGGGAGGCCAGACAGGUGGCUGCUGGUGGAAUCUGUGUCCAACCUCCCUGCCCUGGGGGAGGGCAACCCUGGGGCUCCCCUCUCUGCCACCUGCCCCACGUGCUGCCCCUUCCUGUUCCCAAACCGCAUCCCAAACCAUAUAUGCCAGAUGUCUUUACAAGCAAAACUGUGCAACCCCACUGAGUGUAUUCUUUGUCGGUUUUUUGGAGGUGGGCUGGGACGUCUUUUUUUCUUCCUUUCCUCUUUUGUUCUCAUGAUUUGAUGACUUUCGUGAUGCACUUGAAUUCCUUUUUCUUUUGUGUGUGUAUAUCUAUGAUAAUGACUUCUGGUUUGUGGUGACCAUGAGCUUUCGAUACAGCAGUCUACAUAUACGUGCAGGAGGGUUUUCAGUUGCUCAUCUCUUCCUUUCCAGUGCAUUUCGAAUGUCCUGCGUGCGUCCUCUCCUCCUCUCGUGAUUACUGGUUUUGACCUCUUGUUUGUGUGCGUGGAUGGUGUCCUACUUCUACUGUAUGCUUGCCUUUACUGGUGAGCCCUCUUAUUUCAUCCUUUUCCUGUUUCUCGUUGUGGCCUUUUCCUUUCAGCGCAGAGAAGCUCCUUUAAAGAUAGAGCUGGUUGGUGGUUCAUUGAAUAUGUUCCUAAAAGGUAGAUAUAAUGUGAUAAAAAGAAGGUUUUUCUAGAAGUGCUACCUUCCGUGCUUUGCAAAACGUCCACAUUGCUAAUCCUCAAGAUGACUACACUAAACCUAGGAGCGAGUCAUCGAAUGAGCUGAGAAAUAUAUCCUUAAGUGGAGACAAUAAAAAUCUGAAAGAA